Molecule: messenger RNA, 1380 nt
Organism: Aspergillus versicolor CBS 583.65
Lineage: Eukaryota; Fungi; Ascomycota; Eurotiomycetes; Eurotiales; Aspergillaceae
Product: putative nucleoporin
Exons: 2
Coding region: 1-1380 (459 amino acids)
Biological process (GO): nuclear pore organization; NLS-bearing protein import into nucleus; protein localization to nuclear inner membrane
Cellular component (GO): nuclear pore; nuclear pore central transport channel
Molecular function (GO): structural constituent of nuclear pore
Source: RefSeq, a predicted model, not a curated record
AUGUCGCUCUUCGGAGGUCAACAAACGCCCGGCCAAUCUCUGUCGCUCUUUUCGAACGCGGGUAAAUCCAGCCCCUUUGGCGGCGGUGGGACAACGGGAACAGGAACGGGGACAGGGAGCCUGUUCGGCGGAGGUACGACCACGGGAACACAACAGCAGCAGCAGCAGCCAAAUACAGGGGGAGGUGGUCUCUUUGGCUCGUCGACCACGACACCACAGCCGCAGCAAGGUGGUGGACUUUUUGGGUCGACUACACAGCAGAAGCCGCUCUUCGGACAAACGCAACCGCAGCAACCGCAGCAGCAGCAACAGACUGGGACAGGCCUGUUUGGAGGACCAUUGGGUGGUGGACAGGGACAGGAGAAGCCUGCGGGGGGCUUGUUUGGUGGUAGUCUAGGUGGAACGCAACAACAGCAACAGCCGCAACAGCAGGGAAGUCUUUUCGGAGGACUCGGCCAGACACAGCAGCAACAACAACAGCCGCAACAACAGCAGAGCCUCUUCGGCGGUGGUGGUUCUUUACUGGGUGGUGGCCAACAGCAGGGCCAACAGCAGCAACCGCAGCUGGGACAGUCGACGCAACCCCAGGGAUCGAGUCUGUGGUCCCCAGGGCGCGCGGUGACGGGUGUGCACCGGACAGUUCCAAUGCAGAUGACUAUCAUCAAAGACAAGUGGGAUCACAGCAAUCGGGCUUCUCCAUUCCGGACGUACCUGUACAAUAACGUUGGAGAGGACAAUGCACCCUUUUACCAACCGGGCCCACAGGACGAUGAGACAAAAUGGGAGGAUGCGCUACGGAGUCGACCAGACUCAGGCUAUGUCCCUGUUCUAGUGCACGGAUUCUGGGAACUCGGCAAGCGCGCACAGCGACAGAAAGACUUUUUGACCCUGAUACAACAACGCCUGCAUGAGAUCAAUAACUGCUUAACGGAGCUACUUUCUCGGCACGACCUGAAGAUUUCAGUCAAGAUCGCUGACUGCCGCCGGAAACAUCUGGUCCUCAGCAAGCGAUGCCUAGCACUCGCUGCCAAAACACAGGUCCUCCGUAACAGGGGAUACGCGAUGGAUGACGCCGAGGAGGAGUUGAAGAAGAAGCUUGCGCAACUGGAGCGGUCUGUGUUCGACCCCUCGCUCAACGGCCGCGGUGAGGAGAUCUGGGCUCGUAUGCUGGCAAUCCGGGAACACUCCAAACGACUACAGACGGAAAUGGAACGGGCCGGUGCUGGCGCUGCGGCGCAGACGGAGGAUGACUUGGAUGAGAAUACGAUGAAGAUAGCUAAGAAGGUAUUGGACGACUACCACGCCCAGAUCCAGCAUCUGCAGAAGGAGAUGGAGUCCGUGAAAAAGGACUUCGAGGAAGCGACAAAGUCGCUUAACUAA